AUGGAUCAAGAAAAUCAACCUCCACCCAAUGAAUUUCAUUAUGUGACAUUCAGAAAAAAAGCUGGUCAUAAUGAAGAUUUCUCUUAUAUGGAUAAUUCACAUGAAACAAUUAAAUCAGUUACUCCGAAGCGCCCAUUUAUAUCGUAUGAUUAUGUUUUAUCAAAUACGUCACCGUCAUCUUCUAAUUGUUCUCAUCAAACCGCCGUAAUUCCUCAUGAAAGUCAAGGAUCGUCUUCUUUCACAACAGAGGAAAAACAAGUACCGUUGACAUGUGCGUUUGUGAUAAGUCCUCCAACAAAACAUGUGUAUUCAUCUAUUCUCGACGAUGACAACGGAUAUGUACCAGCCUAUAUAAACCAAAAAUUCAAGCAUCCUCUUCCUUAUUCAAUUCAUAAUGCAAGUAACCAACGUACUAUGAAAAUAAUUCAAAAGCCAAAUUCAACAACACAGAUGAAAACAAGCACCAGCUCACAUAGUAUCGCAUCAAUAGCAGCAGCAAAUGAAUAUCAAGGCUCCUCAUUUCAACCAUCAUUACGUAUGCGUGUACCUGUCAAUUCAUCAUCAACAAAUACAAUAGAAAAACAAGAAUACGCUUUUACAAUAUUAUUAAAUUCUCUAUUUACACCUGAUGAAUUCGUUAAUGUACAACAAUCAACAUUUCAAGCACAAACAAAAGAGCAGAUGCCCUAUAAAGCAUUAGCUGAAACAAAUCGUUGGUAUUCGUUACGUGAUCGUGCACGGAAUUUAUACGAAACAGAAAUAAAACCGGUAGCAACAAAAAUUAGUUGUGAUAUUGAUCAAUCACGAAUUAAUCCAAAAAGUGAUUUGAAUUUUGCAGCGAGAACAGUUAACCGUCAAGCGUUGUUAAAUUUUAUUUCAUCGUAUAAUCGCACUUGGUUUCGUCUAGCCAUGGAAAUAUUGUUUCCAAUUGAUAUUGAUUCGAAUCAACCAAUGAAAACUUAUAUUGAUCAAUAUCUUAUACAAACAACUACUCUAUCAAUAACGAAAGCUGUUUCACCUCUAAUACGUUUAACAUUGAAAAAUUUGAUUAUUAUUGUUGUAUUCCUUGAACGGGCAAAAUUAAAACAUCUUAUUGAAUAUGAUCCAUGUUUAUAUGUUAAAGAAUCGAAAUUCAAGUCAACAAAAGAUACUCUUGAUGUUAUAUCACGUGAUUUUAUUAGUACUGAUACAAAUCUUUUACGCCGUUUAAAAUUAGCUGGUUUUGAACCACAGUAUAAACAAACAUCAUUAGACGAAUAUAAUUAUUCAAUUAGUGAAAAACAAUUAUUUGAUGAUUUAAAAGAUGGUAUACGUCUUAGUCGAUGUGCCUAUGUUCUAUUAUCAUCCAAUACUAAUCCUUUCUCAUUUACUGAUCUCUCAUCAAGAUUGAAAUGUCCUGUAGUGAAUUUAGUUCAUAAACUAUUAAAUAUUGACCAAGCAUUUGAUUUAUUUCAAAAAUAUGGUCAUGUUAAUUUAUCCGGUAUUACAAAUAAAGACAUUAUGUCUGGAAAUAAACUACGUACUCUAGAAUUAUUGUGGAGAAUAUUUGUUGUUUGUUAUGUCCCAAAAUUUAUUCAAUCACAUGAUGUAUUAAUAAAUGAAAUUGAACAAUUAAAACAAAAUUUAACUGAACAUGUUCUAGUACGUCCAAUUGAAAAAGAAAUCUCAAUUGAAACAAAUUUACAACUAUUCUCACAAAAACAAACAACUCCUAUUAUUUCUGAUAUAAUGAAAUGGGCACAAUUAGUAUGUGCACAUUAUCGUUUCUGGAUUAAAGAUUUACAAGAAUCAUUUUCGGAUGGUCGUGCUUUAUUAUUCAUUAUUGCCUAUUAUUUACCGAAUCUUAUUAAUUAUCAAAAUGAUAUUAAACAUUAUACAACAAUUGGUAUUUGCCAAACAAAACGUGAUCAUAUUCAAUUUAAUGAUGAAUUACGUAGCACCAGUGGUUCCACAGAGCGAUUGAAACGUGAUGCGAUAAAAAAUGUAAAAUCAAAUUUUAAAUUAUUAGAAGAACGAACAAAACAAUUACCAAUGUUUCUGAGUGAUUUAGUUAAAUAUGAACAAUAUAUUGCAACUGAUAUCCCGGAUGAACGAGUAACAAUUAUUAUUUUAACAUUACUAGCGAGAGAUCUGUUAUUUUCAAAUGCACAAGAUAUUAACCGAAAUCAACAGAUAUUUGAACAAAUCAAGCAACAAAUACAAUUCGACAAUGAUUCAGAUCAACUUGAUGAUACUGAUCAACAAUAUCAAUCAUCUAGGCAAGAUUUUUAUUUUAUAUUUGACUAA
This is a messenger RNA of Didymodactylos carnosus, 2286 nucleotides long. NCBI's taxonomy places the organism in Eukaryota, Metazoa, Rotifera, Eurotatoria, Philodinida, Philodinidae. The record is from the annotation of a GenBank genome assembly.